AUGAAACUUUUCGCAUUUUUCGGAAUUUUCGCUUUUACAGAAGCAAAACAGAUCUGGUACUGGGGGAAGAAAUGCGUCGAAGCGCCGGUUAUUGCAGACUUUGAUAUUGAACGAUAUAAAGGGCAAUGGAAUGAAGUCGCCCGCUACCCAAACUACUUCCAAGACGAUGAUGCUCAGUGCGUUAGAGCUCUCUACUCAGAUCGAGAUGACUUCUCUGUGAAAGUCAACAACACUCAAAUCUACGAGCGCGAUGGAGUCAGAGACCUCACCGGAGGUGUCGGACAAGCUGUCCAAGAAAUUGAUGACAAGCCAAACUGGUUGACAGUUACGUUCAAUUUGGAGUCUGCCUUUGCCAGUUGGAUCUCGAAAUUGUUCACCUCCAAGGGCAACUAUAAAAUGAUGGACACUGAUUAUGAUAACUACGCUGUUGUUAUGGGUUGCGAACGAUAUUGGUUUAUUACAGUCGAACAGGCUUGGGUGCUUGCUCGUGAUCCAAACUUCUUGCAGACUGAUCAAUACAGAGAGCUAAUGGACAAUGCUAUUGAGAACUGGGGCAUGCAAGAGGAUCUGCUUGUUUACUCUGAACAUUCUGACUGCUCCUGGGACAUCUUCACUCAGUUCGACCCAGAUUCUCCUUGA
This is a messenger RNA of Oikopleura dioica, 639 nucleotides long. NCBI's taxonomy places the organism in Eukaryota, Metazoa, Chordata, Appendicularia, Copelata, Oikopleuridae. The record is from the annotation of a GenBank genome assembly.